Drosophila santomea is the source of this 1555-nucleotide messenger RNA. RefSeq names its product alpha-(1,3)-fucosyltransferase C. Gene Ontology annotation, molecular function: alpha-(1->3)-fucosyltransferase activity. The coding region runs from base 145 to 1485 and encodes 446 amino acids. NCBI's taxonomy places the organism in Eukaryota, Metazoa, Arthropoda, Insecta, Diptera, Drosophilidae. The transcript is spliced from 2 exons. Gene Ontology annotation, cellular component: membrane. The record is from RefSeq and is a predicted model, not a curated record.
CAAAAUAUAUAUAAACAUCCCAGCCAUCUGAGCACUUUGGCUUAUGAAUUGUGGAAUCCAAGAAACUAUUGUUUUGGCAGUUCAUUUUCCCAUUCCUACAAAACACAUUUUGGCCAAAUUAUAUGUUCAUUUCACAUAGAGGCAAUGCCGCUAGACAAGCUCCGUCCAAUGCCGGUGGAUAAGAUCCUAAGCUUCCGGAGGAAUCCCGAUCUGCUGCAGCAACAGCGACAGCAAACCGAUGAAAUGGAGGACAUACCGAAGUUUCUGCCAACCCGACUCCUCAUGGACGACGAUGCCAGUCGCAGGAAGGAGGAUAACGAUGACAUGGAGGAUGCAGUUAGGCUGCCUCCCCCACGGAGAUCUCCAGUCUCGAUGCGGAAUCUCCAGCGGGAGCUGUAUUCGCCACGUCAAUGUAUGAAUGCCCUUAAAGUCAUGGUGGGUGUGCUAACCAUUUGCCUGCUGUUCACCACCAUUCCACUAUAUCGCCGUCAAACUAAGCAAGAGAAGGAUAAUCUUAAGAUGAUCCUCUUGUGGAAUGAGCCAAGCCACGUGGAUACACCUGCGCACUUGGAGUGUGGCUGCCUGGUCACCAGCAGUAGGAGUUACAAUGACAGAGCAUUUGAUGCAGUGGUCAUCAGUGCUGACCAUCCCUACUCCUUGGAUGGUUUAACUGGAAUCAAGCGCACUCCCAAGUUCUAUGUAGUUUAUGCCGCCAAGAAGCCGAUGAGUUCGCCGCAGAAUCCAUUGACUGGCCUCACGUUGCCCCCCUUUAAUUUGACCAUGACCUAUCGCCUGGAUUCACAGCUAAUCUGGACGGAUUACUACUUCUCCCACACGAAUCUGGCCAGGAGGCUCAAGUGGUUCCGGGCGCCCAGCAAGAGUUUCGCAGAUGACAUGCCAGCCUCUACGAAUCUCCGUCUGGAUAGCGAACUUAGGAAAAAGUCACGACUUGCUGUGUACUUGGUUUACGAGGUGAAUGAGGAAACCCUUCCCGAAAGCCUCUAUUUGGAGGAGCUGCGCAAGUACGCCGACCUCGACGCCCAUGACAGCUGUCUGGGCACCGAUGACUGCGGUCUCUACCACUUCAUGCUGAUCUUCGAGCCGACCGCCUGUCCGGACUACGUGCCACCGCAAAUGUCCACGGCCAUGGACAAACUCUUGGUGCCCGUUCUGAUCGGAGGCGGAAAUCUUACAAAUCUGGUGCCAAGCCACUCGUACAUCAGCAGCCAGGACUUCGCCACGCCCAAGGACUUGAUCUCUCACCUCAAGCACUUGGCAAAUAGUCCGGAGGAGUACAGGCGCUACUUCUGGUGGCACUCCAUCUACAAGCUGCGCCACGCAUCGCAACCCUACUGCGCCCUCUGCUCCCUCGUGCAAAAGGCUCCAGGGGCACCCGAGAUCCGUCAGAGAUCCUACAGCACGGGGGGGUUCAUCAACUGGUGGACCGAAUACCAGUGCCCCAAUCGAUCCACCACCUUCCUCUGAGUCCCUGUGUGCUACCCAAUUAUAAUUACCAACGAUCGCAAAUUGCCCUCGUUCGGUGUGGUUCCGUUCA